AGGAGCUAAAGCUGUGCCACAAAGUAGAGAAUUCCCGUUCCUACUAUCUUAAUAUCUCAAAAUCAAUAUUACGGUCAUAACGAUACAUGAUUGAAUACCAAUGAAGAGAACAGGGACAUUCAUCGUGUUCUCAUUGUGGAAUCAAUUGCCUCUGCCUCUCAUCUUAUUUUUACGAUUCCGUUUAUGCGAAGGUUACUGUUGGUCUUUUGUACAGAGCCGACUAUGAUCGCAGACAAAAUUAUCUUCAAAACCUCUCCAUCCACUUGUGUAUAUGGAGCCAAAAUUCAUUUAUGUGUUUUCAAUUAUGUCGAUUUCUGCCAUUUUUAUCUCGGCACGCAGUGCCGUGGUGUAAUAAUUGUUUUUACACCCCGCUGCCACGUGUUAGGGCAAGUCUUACUAUUUUCUUUUCUCGGGGGGAUACAGCAUAGCGCCGCAUCCAAUUUACGACAUAAAAACGCCAGGCGGCGCCCAUUUUGUCGAAAUAAUUAUAAAAAAGCAGAGACACCUUCGGCCUCGGCUUUCAAGCUUCGGCCGACGGUAUGGAAAAGUUCUGCUUUUUAAUUAUGUCGAUACUUCUGCGCUUCUCUUUGCGUCCAUUUUCCCGGGGUGUGAUAAUUAUUACAGCCUGCAGCUCUGGCCUGCGAAAUAUUUGGCCUUUUUUUGAUGGUCAGCCGAACAGCGAUCGACAUAAUUAUAUCGACAGAAUUGAAUUUUGGCUACAUUCAUUGCGUCCUUUGUUAUUGAUUUUCCCCUGUGAUGUGCCAAGUCGGGCGCGAGUGAUUGCGCCCAGCAUUCUUAUUUCUCUUUUCUCAUCAUCCAGUAGCGAAUAGAUGGCAUAACUUCGAUGUUGUAACUAUAAUGAAAAUGAUGAUUCUGAUGUGAUGCUUUUCAUCUUCGCGAGUGAAAUGAUAUUGACCCUCCGUUACACCUCUUAGUACUUUUAGGUAAGGCUUUUCCGUGCUCCUUGAACUUGA
This is a messenger RNA of Amoebophrya sp. A25, 974 nucleotides long. NCBI's taxonomy places the organism in Eukaryota, Dinophyceae, Syndiniales, Amoebophryaceae. The record is from the annotation of a GenBank genome assembly.